Lolium rigidum is the source of this 1192-nucleotide messenger RNA. RefSeq lists its product as uncharacterized. The coding region runs from base 49 to 954 and encodes 301 amino acids. The record is from RefSeq and is a predicted model, not a curated record. The transcript has a single exon. Lineage: Eukaryota; Viridiplantae; Streptophyta; Magnoliopsida; Poales; Poaceae.
GCUCUCUAGCUCCUCCUGACCUGCCACCGGUCGAUCGGCCAGCCAGCAAUGGAAGCCCCUCUCCUCCUCCCGCUCUCCACCGCCGCGUCGUGCUCCUCCUCCUCCGGCAUCACCGUCGACGAUGACACGACCGUCCUCUCCCCCAUCCCCAGCCGUUCCUCCCCUUCCGGCCGCAGCAUCCUCGCCCGCUACCUCGCCGUCCUCCUCGUCGCCUCCGUGUCGCUCUUCGCGCACCACGAAGCAUCCAAGGGCUUCCGCAUCGACGUCGUCGGCGCCGGGACCCAGGGCGGCGUCGCGGCCCGACGGUUCGACCUCCUCUUCGUCUCCAACGGCCGCGCCGAGCGCCUGCUCCACCGCGCCAGCCGCGCCGUCGAGGACGCGCUCUUCCCGGACCCGUCCUUCCCGCGCCGCCGCGUCACGCGCGUCACCGUGCGCAUGAUGGACGGCGGCAACCUCACCGCCGCCGACGCGACCGUCGACGCCAACGCCGGCGGGGAGUACGUCAUUUCGCUGAGCCCGCGUCUCCUGUCCGGCGCCGGGACCGACAAGCCCGUGGACGUCGUGGCCACCGCGGUGCGCCGGGCCGUGGCGCGCAUGUGGCUGUGGGACGCCCGCGGCGCCGCGCCGGCCCGCGUCACGGAGUCUAUGGUGGAGUACCUCGCCAGUGCCAGCGCCACCGACGUCGAGGCGCUGCCGUCUUCCAAGGAGGCGGAUGGCACGUCCAACACCCAGUGCAUCUCGCCGCGGUUCCUGAAGCACCUGGAGCGGCGCCGCGCCGGGUUCGUGGCGCGGCUGAACAGGGCAAUGAGGGAUCGGUGGAGCGACGCCGCGGUGGACGCCGCCCUCGGGGCGCCGGCCCGGCCGGUAUGCGCCGCCUACCUCGCCGCCAGCGUGCAACCACCGGUGGUUGGCGCCACGUCGGUCGCUGAUGGAUCCACGGUGGCAGCGGUCUGAGCCAGCCAGAAACAGCGAAUGCACACCCCUUGUAAUUGGCCCAUCAUCAUGUGCGGCGAAUUAAGUGAUGGGUUUGGACGUAAGCUCGCCCCUAGUUGUGGUGUGAGGCGAGUUAGCGGUCGCUCUACUUCUUUUUAAUUUAAGUACGCCACUGCCUAGUAUCUAUGUAUGUAUGCUCUAGGUAGUUAAACACUUUGUUGUUUGUACAUGUAAAGAAUAUAUAUAGUGUAGUCUCAAA